AUGACAUACUUUUAUCUAUCUACUGUUGUUGAGCAGGGCGCGUGCGGACAGGCGAUGAAGGACGUGCUGUCGUGCGUGUGGUGCUGGGCGCUGGCAGCGGCUCUGGUCACCGUGCAUAGCGUCAUCACCUUCACUGUUCACGAUCCUGACUGCCCUGCUGGCUACCUGGGCCCCGGUGGCAAACAUGAUGAGUGGAUGGCUCCAAACUGCAGUGGCGGGGCCGCCGGGUACAUCGAUCGCUUGCUCCUAGGCCAGUCGCAUCUUUACCAGCAGAGCGACGCCAGUCGCGUCUACGGAGGAAUGCCUACUGACCCUGAAGGACUAUUGGGUUGCCUAACAUCAGCUGUACAAGCGUUACUCGGCGUCCAGGCCGGAGCCACUGUGCUGCUGCAGCGGUCGCACAAAUCGCGCGUUUCAAGAUGGCUGGCCUGGGCUUUGGUCUUCGCACUUACCGGGGCACUUUUGGCCGGAUUUUCGAGGGAACACGGUUCUGUACCCAUUAAUAAGAACCUGUGGUCGAUGUCCUUUGUUCUGGUGACGUCAGCGUGUUCUCUGGUCAUUCUGAGCCUCUGUUAUACACUCACAGACGCAUGGAGACUGUGGGGUGGUGGCCCGUUCAGAGCGCCAGGCCUUAACGCUAUAGCUCUUUAUAUAGGUCAUUCGGUUUGUGCUCAUUUAUUCCCCUUUCAUUGGCGAGUACCCGAAAUGAGAACCCAUACAAUUCACCUUGCGGAAGCGGUGUGGGGCACCGCGCUAUGGGUCAUUAUUGCACACGUUAUGGCAAAGAAGAAAGUGUUUAUUACCCUUUAAAGAACAUGAAGUUGUUUGUCUCAUUCCGCAGGCGAAACCAAUGCCGUCAUUCUCCUGGCUAACAAUAAGUAACAUUGAGUUAAAAUUUCAGAACAUUGAGUUUUCGAUUCUGGGUUUUAUAUCUUAAACAAGUAAUUAGUAGAAUCAUCGUGUAUUAAAUAUCUGUCUCUUUCACUCUUAUGAAAAAAACUACUAAUUGUGUGAACUCUAUGGCAAUUCAACUGAAUUUAUUUAAGGGAAGGUCAACAGUUUUAAAACUAAAUUAAAUAAUAAUAAUAUCAACUGAGAGCCAAUUUGUGCGCCUGAUGGUAAACGAC
This is a messenger RNA of Hyposmocoma kahamanoa, 1127 nucleotides long. Its product is annotated as heparan-alpha-glucosaminide N-acetyltransferase-like. Lineage: Eukaryota; Metazoa; Arthropoda; Insecta; Lepidoptera; Cosmopterigidae. The record is from RefSeq and is a predicted model, not a curated record. The transcript is spliced from 4 exons. The coding region runs from base 1 to 810 and encodes 269 amino acids.